Messenger RNA from Phragmites australis (common reed), 1200 nucleotides. RefSeq names its product thaumatin-like protein. Gene Ontology annotation, cellular component: extracellular region. Gene Ontology annotation, biological process: defense response. Lineage: Eukaryota; Viridiplantae; Streptophyta; Magnoliopsida; Poales; Poaceae. The record is from RefSeq and is a predicted model, not a curated record. The transcript has a single exon. Bases 178 to 939 code for a protein of 253 amino acids.
GCCAGCCAGUAGCCACCAACCUUUUCACGCUUGAAACCCCACUCUCACUCACUGUCUCACUCCCACCUCAUUAAAUACGCCCGCACGAACCCACAAAGCCUCUGCGAGCUCACUCACUCACUCGCUGCCUUGUCUGUGUGAGUGCGCGCGAGCAGCCAAGAACCCAGGAAACCAGCAAUGGCGACGGCGCAGGCGCUGGCGACCGUCGUGGUCGCGUUGUUCCUGGCGCAGUUCCUGGCGCAGGGCGCGUCGGCGGCGACGCUGGCGCUGUACAACCGGUGCGGCGAGACGGUGUGGCCCGGCAUCCAGCCGAGCGCCGGGAAGGAGCUCCUGGCGCGCGGCGGCCUGCAGCUGGCACCCAACCACGCCACCUCCAUCCGCCUGCCCACCGGCUGGUCCGGCCGCGUCUGGGGACGGCAGGGCUGCAAGUUCGACGCUGCCGGGCGCGGCCUCUGCGCCACGGGCGACUGCGGCGGGGCGCUCUACUGCAACGGCGCCGGCGGCGCUCCGCCCGCCACGCUGGCCGAGAUCACCCUGGCCUCCGUCCCCACCGCGCAGGACUUCUACGACGUGAGCCUGGUGGACGGCUACAACAUCCCCAUCGCCAUGACCCCGUUCCACGGCUCCGGCGCCAACUGCGUCCCCGCCGGGUGCGUCAGCGACCUCAACCGCGUCUGCCCCACGGGCCUGGCCGUCCGCGGCGGCGACGGGAACCGCGUCGUCGGGUGCCGCAGCGCGUGCGCCGCCUACGGCGCGCCGCAGUACUGCUGCACGGGGCAGUUCGGGAGCCCGCAGCAGUGCAAGCCCACGGCGUACUCGCGGUUGUUCAAGUCGGCGUGCCCCAAGGCCUACUCCUACGCCUACGACGACCCGACCUCCAUCCUCACCUGCUCCGCCGGUGCAUCCUACGUCGUCACCUUCUGCCCUCACCACCGCUGAACCAAGCGAGCUUACGGAGAAAUCAAUGGCGCUUACGAUGCUGAAGACACCUUAGUUCUAGCCUAGUUAGCCUGCGCGUGUGCGUGGCAGCGUUGCUUGUUGUUCUUGGUUCUUGGUGCUGUCGUUGCGCCUUGUGUUAGGGUGGUAAACUGGUAGCGUGAUGCGUUAAGGACCUGGUGGUCUACCGCUGGUAGGCCGGAAGGGGUAUAUGGGUAUAUGCCAUUACUGCUAUUUUUUUCACUUGGAACUUGCUAUCUGAUA